AUGAUUUAUCAUGUGAAGGACCCAAAGGUUGGGGACCUGAUUGAGUUCUUCAGGGAGGGAUACCAGCACUGGGCUGUGUAUAUCGGAUAUGGUUAUGUCGUUCACCUGACAAAGAAUGAAGACGCAGGGAGCUGGUUCUUCGGCAGUCUGUGGGCGGAUGACAAAGCCUUUGUGAGGGAGCAACGACUGACAGAGGUUGCGGGAUCCGACAAGUGGCAAGUCAACAACCUUCUGGACGACAAGUACACGCCACGCUCGCCCAGCGAGAUCGCUAAGAAAGCAGCAAGCAAGGUGGGCAAGAAGAUGCCCUACAGCUUCAGUCAGUGGAACUGUGAACACUUUGCCACUGACCUGCGAUAUGGCAAGGCCAAGUCACGCCAGAAACUGCAAGCUGUGGCGGCAGGGGCCGCCAUUCUGGGCCUGUUGGGAGCUGCGGCAUCCACCUUGUCUGGAGGCCACGAGGAAGAGAAGAAGCCCAACUGCCAAUACAACUACCAAUAUCAACAGCCAUAUUAUUACCAACAGCCAUAUUAUCACGACAGCUAUUACUAUUACUACUGA
Engraulis encrasicolus (European anchovy) is the source of this 561-nucleotide messenger RNA. Its product is annotated as phospholipase A and acyltransferase 2-like. NCBI's taxonomy places the organism in Eukaryota, Metazoa, Chordata, Actinopteri, Clupeiformes, Engraulidae. The coding region runs from base 1 to 561 and encodes 186 amino acids. Gene Ontology annotation, biological process: N-acylphosphatidylethanolamine metabolic process. Gene Ontology annotation, cellular component: cytoplasm. Gene Ontology annotation, molecular function: A2-type glycerophospholipase activity; glycerophospholipid phospholipase A1 activity. The transcript is spliced from 3 exons. The record is from RefSeq and is a predicted model, not a curated record.